AUGGCGGACAACCAACCUGGUUCCUUAAAAUUAAGGAAGGAAAUUGGAUUGCUUGGAGCGGUGGCGCUUGUCUCUGGAUGUAUGAUUGGAUCUGGUAUCUUCAUGUCCCCUCAGUUUGUUCUGGUCUACGUUGGAAGUCCUGGAGCAAGUUUGGUGAUUUGGGCAAUCUCAGGAGUUGUAGCCAUGUUUGCAGCAUUUUCCUACACCGAGUUGGGUAUGGUCAUUCCAGAAUCUGGUGGAGAGUUUAUCUACAUCCUCAGGAUCUAUGGUCCUUUUCCUGCAUUUUUUGCUGCAAUCAAUUUCAUUUUGCUUGCAAAGCCAUGUAGCAUCGCCAUCAUGGGCAUUAGUAUUGCUAAAUAUAUAACUGCCCCAUUUUACCCAGAAUGCCACCCUCCACAGCUGGCUGUAAAAUGCACUGCAGCAGUCUUCAUUUUGGUCGUUGCCAUUCUGAAUUCUCUCAAUGUCCGUGUUGCAAUCAGAGUCCAAAUCGUUUUCUUUGUGGCUAAAGUGAUAGCUCUGACAGUCAUCGUCAUCGGUGGAAUAAUACAUAUCAUACAGAACAGUGCCACAAUUGUGGAAAACUUCAGUGUGGAGACCUCAUUUAGGGGAACGCAGUACUCUCUGAGCACUUUAGGAAUGGCUUUCUAUCAAAGUCUGUGGUCUUAUGCUGGCUGGUACAACCUGAAUUAUGUCAGUGAAGAACUGAAGAAACCUGAGAAGAAUCUUCCCAGAGCGCUGCUGAUAGCCAUUUCUCUGGUAACUGGCUUGUACCUGAUGGUGAAUGUGAGCUACCUGGCAGUAAUGACCCCAAAAGAGCUCAUGUCCUCCAAUGCUGUAGCAGUAACCUGGGGGAAUAAGGUGUUAGGCAGUUGGGGUUGGAUCAUGUCCGUGGCUGCAGCUUUAUCAGCUUUUGGUUCCUUAAAUGGGAGUUUCUUCAGUGGAGGUCGUGUUUGCUUUGUAGCUGCCAGAGAAGGCCACAUGCCUGAAAUUCUGUCCAUGGCUCAUGUCCACCGACUAACUCCGUCUCCAGCGCUGAUCUUCACCACCGUAAUCUCUUUGGUGGUCCUGAUCCCUGGAGACUUUCAAAGUAUAGUGAACUUCUGCAGUUUCACAGCCUGGUUUUUCUACGGCAUCACUUUGGGAGGUCUCAUCUACCUCAAAAUCAAGAAGAAGGAUCUCCCUCGACCAUACAGCGUUCCAAUAAUCCUCCCCAUACUGGUCCUGUUUGUGGCAAUAUUCCUGGUCUUGGCUCCCAUCAUAGACAAUCCUCAGAUUGAAUACCUCUAUGUAGCUUUGUUUAUAUUAAGUGGUGCUUUAAUCUAUGUUCCUUUCAUCCAUUUCAAGCUCUGUCCUGGUCUGCUCAGAAAGAUGACAGUGUUCCUGCAGCUGUUUUUGGAAGUCGCGCCUGCAGACAAAAACUUGUGAUUUUGACCUUCACUUAUUAUGUCUGGGAAACAGCAAAAAGCACCAAAUAUUCAUAUGGACUGGGUCUGUUAUUAUAAUUUUUUCAUAAUU
Molecule: messenger RNA, 1515 nt
Organism: Oryzias melastigma (Indian medaka)
Lineage: Eukaryota; Metazoa; Chordata; Actinopteri; Beloniformes; Adrianichthyidae
Product: b(0,+)-type amino acid transporter 1
Exons: 6
Coding region: 1-1425 (474 amino acids)
Biological process (GO): amino acid transmembrane transport
Cellular component (GO): membrane
Molecular function (GO): L-amino acid transmembrane transporter activity
Source: RefSeq, a predicted model, not a curated record